UUCAUGGUCUCGUCUGGUGCGACGUGUUGCAAAUUGAUUGAGGGGUUCUUAAUCCACCGUGUUAAGGUUUCGUGGUGGCCUUCAACACGAACGGGGGUUCGCAGCUCGCUAGCUGGCGGAGAUUGAUGUCGCGAGCUCUGAUAUAUGUCAAUAUUGGAGUGGAAACGGCGGGCUUGCUUCGAUAGACGGUGAAGCUGCCAACGUGCAGGAUGCCACGCUAUCAACGUCCUAAUGUCGAUGUUCGCCCGAGUCGGCGAGCCAGCCACCACCGAUGCCUCCGAACCAGGUGGUCGUGGACUACGCAGAGAGACCUCGGGGAGAAGGCAACGCGUCUGACCUGACAUUGAGAUGCAGUCAUCCGCGGCGUUCACGCGCCCAGCGUCAAACAGUCUUUGGUGCAUCAGUCUCGCAAGAUCGUCGCCAGACUCGGUCGAAGGAUUUUGCACCUGCUCCUCGCCUUGCAUACUGCACGAGAUUCGGGCGUCUCUGCCCCACAUGUCCACCAAUCCCGAACCAGCAAUAUCGCCGUCCAGCGUCUAACCUCGAGGCAGUUUGCACUCCACUCCACUCAUCCGCCAUUACGAUCAUGCAGCCCAGAGGCGGCAUCGACCCCCGAAACAGCGCGGGUGUCACCGGCGCUGCCGGCAGAGACCGGGCGCCAGGCCACGCAAAUGGCGCUACGGAAUUGUCUCCGAAGGCCCAAGACGAAAGGCGGAACAAGCGUCUGGGGAAAACAGCUCUCAAAAUGUAUGUGAAAUUUAGGCGGCCAGAUACGGCCCACUGCUGUGCAUUCCAAAAUCCUCUCGCUAUCGUACAAGCCCCAAUGAUUCCGAUCCCGCUGGCUGCCCCAGAACAUGUCCUACUCGUACACAGGAGCCCGAAAGUGGCAGGAAAGGCCGUGUUCCAUGCCCGCCGCCAUCUCAUGCAGCUCGCAGCGGAGAAACCGAGAAAGAAAUUGCAAGGGCCGCUGGCGAAUCAAUGCCGCGCCUCGCGAAACUUGAUAAGUCCAGGUGUAUCGCGCCACUACAAUGACGACUUCGAAAAUGAUGCGAACGUAUGCGUCCGUCCAGAAAUGCUCCGAUGAUUUUUGUUCCCAAGCCCAUCCCACGCGCGCGUCCAAUCCUGGCUCCAAUCGCGAUCCCAGAAAACUUAACCCAAUGUAACCCCUUGACCCCAAAAUAGAAUAGAACGAAAUAUAGAUA
Molecule: messenger RNA, 1202 nt
Organism: Paraphaeosphaeria sporulosa
Lineage: Eukaryota; Fungi; Ascomycota; Dothideomycetes; Pleosporales; Didymosphaeriaceae
Exons: 2
Coding region: 272-1084 (270 amino acids)
Source: RefSeq, a predicted model, not a curated record